Molecule: messenger RNA, 732 nt
Organism: Neospora caninum
Lineage: Eukaryota; Apicomplexa; Conoidasida; Eucoccidiorida; Sarcocystidae
Product: putative MIC2-associated protein M2AP
Exons: 4
Coding region: 1-732 (243 amino acids)
Source: RefSeq, a predicted model, not a curated record
AUGGUGAACCUCGCUGCCGUGUCAGGUGCUGCUUUCGCGGUUGCCUGCUUUCCAGCCGUCGUCUCCGCAAGGAAAGCUGUAGGCACGGCGGCGCGCCACACUUCUCUUGUGAACGAACCGGUGGCUCUGGCCCAGCUCAGCAGCGUUCUCGAGCUCGUCACUGUACCCUGCGACGCGGUACAUGUUCAGGGCACGAUGGGUGCGAAUGACCUCGUCAAAAUCACUGGAGCAGGAUGGGGGUCAGGUGCUCUCCAGUUUCAAGUAUCACACCCGGUGAAAACGGGGGGCGACAAAAGCCGGAGUCAGCUUGCGUCGGUCACGUGCUACUCAAGCGACGCCACAGAUGCUCCGGAGGGGAAAGCCGGAAAGUGUUUCCUCACCAAACCCGCCGAGGACGGAUCUUCAGAUGAACCACAAGAAACAGAAGUUUCUCUCCCUAUCACUAGCCACAACAAUGCAUUCAUGUUUGUCUGCUCUGCAAGUACUGCUCCCGGAGUCCAGUGCGACGUUUACGCCUUCGAUAAUGUAGCCAACAACGGGUGGAGCGUGAAGACACUGGACCUUGGCCUCUCGACCAGUACGGACCUAGGUUUUUCUGUCCAUGCAGAAGCGUUGAACACCAUGAAGGCGUACGCAAGCAGCUCUUUGACUGUGGCAAGGCACGACAUUUCCUUGGGGUGCAAGAAUACACCCGUCGAAGAGGAAACGACGCCGCAGGGAGAGGAAGCGUAA